Molecule: messenger RNA, 2319 nt
Organism: Dendronephthya gigantea
Lineage: Eukaryota; Metazoa; Cnidaria; Anthozoa; Malacalcyonacea; Nephtheidae
Product: extracellular signal-regulated kinase 2-like
Exons: 13
Coding region: 109-1764 (551 amino acids)
Biological process (GO): intracellular signal transduction; protein phosphorylation
Cellular component (GO): cytoplasm; nucleus
Molecular function (GO): ATP binding; MAP kinase activity
Source: RefSeq, a predicted model, not a curated record
GCGCUCAACCGGUGUUUUCAAACAAUGCUUUCUUAUAGGAAGAUGUCUUCUUAUUUUGGUCGAAAAAUCGGAUUUUUUACGCACGAUCGGCGGUGAUUCUUGCGGAAGAUGAGCGCGGACAUUGAAGGACAUAUCACAGAGAAAUAUGAGAUUAAAAAACGCUUGGGAAAGGGGGCUUAUGGAAUCGUGUGGAAAGCGGUUGAUAGGAAAACGGGCGAAGUUGUCGCCGUAAAGAAAAUAUUUGACGCGUUUAGGAAUCAAACCGAUGCUCAGCGGACGUUCAGAGAAGUCUAUUUCCUCCAGGAAUUCGGCGAUCAUGAAAAUAUAAUAAAGUUGUUAAACGUUAUCAAAGCCAGUAAUGACAAAGAUAUUUAUUUAGUAUUUGAGUAUAUGGAUACUGACCUUCAUAAUGUGAUAAAAAAAGGGAACAUUUUAAAAGAUAUUCACAAGCGAUAUGUUAUGUACCAACUGUGUAAAGCAACUCACUACUUACACUCUGGAAACGUUAUUCAUAGGGAUCAAAAGCCAAGCAAUGUUCUUUUGGACACAGAAUGUUUUUUAAAGAUAUGUGAUUUUGGAUUAGCUCGCUCGUUAAGCAGCGUUGCGCUGGAAGCAGGCGACCCAAGCCUGACAGACUAUGUUGCUACCAGAUGGUAUAGAGCUCCUGAGAUCUUGCUUGCAUCACCAAAAUACACAAAGGGUGUUGACAUGUGGUCUCUGGGUUGUAUUCUUGGUGAAAUUUUAUUAGGAAAACCGCUGUUUCCAGGAACAUCAACGUUGAAUCAAAUUGAAAGAAUCAUGGCUGUUAUUCCACAACCCAGCAGACAAGAUAUUGAGAGUAUCCAGUCGUCGUAUGGUUCCUCUGUCAUUGAGCGCAUGCUCAAUAAGCCACGGAAAAGCCUCGAGGAUAUUCUACCAACAGCACCUGUGGAUGGGCUCGAUUUGCUGAGAAGACUCUUGCAGUUCAAUCCUGACAAACGACCAACGGCCGAGGAAGUAUUACGUCAUCCCUAUGUUUCGAGGUUUCAUAAUUCCGACGACGAACCGACGUUGGAUCACGAGGUCCACCCACCACUGAGCGAUGACCAGCAGUUGAGUGUUGAUGAGUAUCGCAAAAAACUCUACGAGGACAUCCUGGAGAAGAAAUCUCAAAUUCGAAAACAACGUCUUGAAGCUGAACAAAAACAAACUGUUGAGAACGGCGAGAAAUCCUCACCGGAAGAAGCUCGCGUUAAGUCAGACGAGGUUCCAACUUCCUUAAGGCCUGGCAGCAAAUACGUUAACGGCAGUGUACAGAAAGUGUGGGGGAAAGAAGCCCCCGGGGCAGCAUAUACCCCUUCGCCUCAGAAGGCCGGGGUCGGCAGAGCGACCAAAUCACAACCCGCAAGCCAUGAAAAACAACCACGAGCGAGUUCUGUGAAGGUUUUCAGUAGAAGACCUCCAGUUGAAGACGAAAAGGUAUUUCCGGGCGCUGCACGCGCAAUUCCGAACAGGAGCCGACCAAUCUCGGCGCAAGUUAAGCAUCCAACCAUCACGCGAGGGACAACACAGCCCCAUGGGGCGGGUGGGCAACAAGCAGUGGGCCUCAGUGUGACCAGUGCGAGAGUGGUACCUGCCCAACGGCCUGUAUCCACAAAAGUCGCGUACAGACCUGCGCGACGACAGUUGAGCAAUCCAGCGGUUGGCAAGGAAAGCAUCAAGAACUUCACGCAAGAUCAUGGUACAAUUGAUAAGAGCGCAUUGGACAACCUCAAGAGAUGGUAGCAUACCAACGGCCGAUGUGCUGUCUCGUACCUUCUGAUUGGAUAUCAUGGUGGUAUUGAUUUCAUCUGAUUGGCUGAUGUAUGGUCAUUCUAUCAUAUGUUUGGCUGAAAUGUUGUGGUGUGUUGGUUGAAUUUUAACGGCGUUCGCUGGACGAAUCGCUUACUUUAAAAAAAUUCCAACGACAAGACUUGAAUUUGAAAAUAUUUGCAACUCUGAAAUAGGAGUUUUCUACAACACAAUAAUUAACAGCAGAUAUCCACACGAAUUAAAUCGACGAAGACGAAUUUUAAACGACAGAACAUUGAUGAACGUCACUUCGAAAGGAUAGACAAUUACCUCAAAGUCUAACUCUAUUUAAAACAGAUACGACACUUUGCGUUUGGCGCGCAGGGCAGCUAGACAUUCGUACGCAUACGAGCAUCUGGGGGAAUAUUUCGUGAUAUCAGAACGAACUAUUAUUAUUAUUUGAAUAUUAUUUAAUUAUUAAUAUUGCAAGGAUUAAUAUAGAAUAAUAGUUUAUGAUGAGAUAAACUGUACGAAUAUUUGGUGAAAAUA